AUGGCGACGGUGGCUAAUGAAUUCGCCACAUUGGAUGAAGGGGUGCUGCCUAUUCUUGUUGUACGGAAAAAUGGCAAAACUAUUGCGGUUGUACGCGACAACUCCCUUCAAGGCACCUUUCUUCCAUUUUAUCUCCCCACAUGCGAAACCCUACAUGUAAGUCGAACCGAAGAAUUACAGGAAGCACGCGAAAGCGGUGUGCUGAAUGUUGCGGCGGUCGAGUGGCCCGUCGUGGCAAAGCUUCGCAUGGCACUCGGUAUUUUGAAGGAGGAAAGAUAUUGGCUACUUUUUAGCCGAGGAGGGGUAAGUAACGAGGGGCUAACCAGUCACAUGUUCAAGGGAGAUGAGGAGGGUGUGCAUGACGCGGUUUCGUGGCUGUCGGGGUUUCAACUUAGCGGACCAUGCGACAUUUUACUAGCGAGUGAGCCAAGUGUCACAAACGGACCAGCAAAUGGAGAUGUCGGGCGUCUGCGUUUGAAGAAGGAGGAUGAGGAUGUGAAUGAACGUGUUGUGUUUGGCGAAUCGGCCACUGAUGUGGCACGUUACAUUGGUGAUCUUCUCCGUGCUCAUCUCUUCCAAAAUGUGACGGCGCCGACGGCGGUAUUUUGGCCGCCACAGCUGGUGCAUCCGGUAAACAUUCACUACGGCAUGGCCAACCGGCGUGUCUUGGAGCACGAUGCGCUUUUGUUACCUAUACUCUCCCUAUUCCGAGUGGAGAAGCGACUGAAAAACUGGGACGCCGUGAAGGGGCUCCAGGUGUCUGCAGGGUGUGACAUGCCUCGGACUGGCCAGGCGUGGGAGAAACAUCUGGUGCGCAACAUUCAUAAGUCUCUCAAGGAAUACAUUCCCGUAUCUGGUGGAGAGGUUUACAUAACCAGCGGGUCUUACGAUUAUUAUCAUUAUCUUAUUGAUGGCUUCAAGGACUCUGGUUGGGGUUGCGCGUACCGGAGCCUUCAGACGAUUUUGUCGUGGUUCCAAUACGAGGGACUUAUGCAAGGUGCCAUCCCAAGUAUUCACACUAUUCAAGAAAUCCUUUCCGUGAAAGACACCGAUAAGAUGAAUCGUAAAGGGUUUGUGGGGUCGAAAGAUUGGAUUGGCUCCUUCGAGAUAAUGAUUGUGUUGCAGCACUACAUUCCGGGUUUAGACUGCACCAUAAGGCGCAUGGAAAGCGGUGCUGAACUGGAAACGAACCCGGAAAUACAGGCGCUUCUUGCGGAGCACUUUAGGGGGAAAAGAUCAUGCCCCGUCAUGAUCGGCGGCAGCAGCUACGCGCACACCAUUCUUGGCGUUGAUAUGAACCUUGCUACGACGGAGGCGCGAUAUCUGAUUGCGGAUCCUCACUAUGCUAGCAAUGAAACAUCAACGAAAACUGUUGUGAGCAAGGGUUACGUGGGGUGGAAGGAGGCCAGAAACUUCUUUGAGGCGAAUAGUUGGUACAACCUAUGCAUACCACAGGUAGCCACCUUCGAUCCCCGCUGA
Molecule: messenger RNA, 1479 nt
Organism: Trypanosoma brucei brucei TREU927
Lineage: Eukaryota; Euglenozoa; Kinetoplastea; Trypanosomatida; Trypanosomatidae
Gene: Tb927.4.730
Exons: 1
Coding region: 1-1479 (492 amino acids)
Source: RefSeq, a predicted model, not a curated record